Schizophyllum commune H4-8 is the source of this 2399-nucleotide messenger RNA. RefSeq lists its product as uncharacterized. Gene Ontology annotation, biological process: endoplasmic reticulum to Golgi vesicle-mediated transport; Golgi organization. Gene Ontology annotation, molecular function: small GTPase binding. Gene Ontology annotation, cellular component: Golgi apparatus. The transcript is spliced from 5 exons. The record is from RefSeq and is a predicted model, not a curated record. The coding region runs from base 147 to 2399 and encodes 750 amino acids. Lineage: Eukaryota; Fungi; Basidiomycota; Agaricomycetes; Agaricales; Schizophyllaceae.
CAACAACUUCCAUCACAAACUUGCGAAGCUGCUUGUCAAAUUUACUCAUCAUAGCGCGUCCUUGCUUGUCGAUUUCUAGGGCCUUUUGGGGGGCUGACGACGCGACCGCGCAUUUGAGCAUUCCAUUCUGUGGUGUUUCUCAACGCAUGGCGCCUGCCUCCGGUCCAGCAUGUAGGCGUGCGCUUGGAAAUGCCGAGAUCCGUCGUCUUGUCUGCGUCUGUCUGUCCUUGGGCGACCUUUGCAGAGCGUCCACAGUCAACAAGAGCUGGGAAGGGGCCGCAAGUCCCCUUAUAUGGGUCGACCUUCCAUCGCUUAUGCCACUAAUGAGGUUGAUACCGACGAGCUAUGUGGUGGAGGCCUAUAAUACCGCCGGGAAAAACCCCUUUUCCCGCGCCCCAGUUUCUGCUCUUCUUCGACCAGAACGCGCAGCCAAGCGGCGCGGUCGUCGACUCGCCGCUUUGGUGAAGCGUCUAAGGGUGACGGAGAACGACUUGCAGGACAGAUCUGGAAUCCCUCUCGUUUUCUGGUUUGGGCACACUGUCUUUCCAUCCCUUGCAAGGCUGGUCGUUGACAGAUGUAAGGACUUUGGCAAUGAUCAUGUUGUGCUUCUACGGCAGCUGCUACCAUCAACUCUGCAUGCUCUCGAUGUCGGAGGGGUCAGCGAAUCUUCUUGGGACCUCGCCUCAUCAUUUCCCAGUCUCCGAAAUCUGUUUGUUGACGGCAACAUCGAGCUCCAGCGCGUUUCUCCCUGGAGACUCACAUCUUUGACGCGAAUUGACCUUGCCGUUCGAUACUCAUCGGAGUUAAUAGGGUCGCUGGCGUGCUCCUGCCCUAUACUACACACAAUCGACCUCGACAUCCGCGAUGACCAAAUCGAAGUCGGACCUCCUCUGACCAUAGGAGCUAGCUUCCCUGCGCUACGAUGUCUGGGAAUCCGUGGUGCCUCCUCGGCUUCAUUGACGCAGUCUAUCAUCGAGUCACUACCAGAAUGCCACCCGAUGGAGGCCAUCUUUGUAUACGACGCCAAGACGAGCUUAAAUCCCCCCGGAGGCUACCGGUCUAUCGCCGACAGCAUCAACCGGUUUUGUGAUCCCAAAGCAGUCCAGUUGUUCGGAUUCCUCCCACGACGACCCAUAGAAUCUGCUACUGGGUUGAUACCUCUGCAUCCUCUUGCCUCGCUUUCUAAUUUACGCCAUCUUGCCCUACGAUCAUGGCAUGACUUGGCACUUGCGGACACGGACUGCGCACAGUUGCCCACCUGGUGGCGUCGCAUCCAAAGUCUUGCCCUAUGCAACAUGGAGCGAACGCACAACGCCCGCCUGUUGACCCUCGCUGCUCUCUUCCCCUUCGUAGAGAUGUGUGACGACUUGGUGAGACUAGGACUCGUAUUCGACGCACGCAGCGCUUUGCCACAGAUACCGGACAGCUUGUUACCUUCUCCUUCGAGGGUGGAGGAACUUGCGGUUUAUGAUUCCCCAAUAGCUCGCGAGAGCGUAGAUGGCGUAGGGCUUCUUUUAGGGGCUCUCUUCCCGCGAUUGCGAAGUAUCGUCAGCUCGAAAUCGCCAUACAAGCCCCUCUGGGACGAGAUCAGCGCGAAGCUCAGUCGGGGAGUCCUGACGGCAUCCAACGAGGGCUCUUAUGGCAACGGCGGUGGACGCGAUGCCGGUGGGAGUGGUGACGUGGAGGCAAGGACAGAUGGACCUCAUGCUAUGGCAGAGAUGUCUCUGAACACACCCGUCGUUCGGCAUGGCCAGCCCAGCGCCGCCGCAUCUUCGUCCGACUUCGACAUGUCAACUGGCCUGCACAUGCAGCCUACUCAGACGGGCAUCGACAGGGCUUCGCAAUCUGGCUCUCUUGCACCCGAGUCACUGUGGCAGCACCUGACCGAACUCGAGCAGCGCAACAGCUUUCUGGAGAAGCAGAACUCUGAGCUGGAAAGAGCCCGAGCGAAGCUCGAACGGCGAUACAACACGAUGGAGGACAGCUUGGAUAAAGAGAUCGGCGACCUUCAGCAGCGCAACUCCGACCUUGCGAAGGCUCUCGCCGCGGCAGAAACGCAGAAAGAGGGUCUCGCUCGCGAACUGAAGGAGACAGAGGCGCACUACGAAUCGCAGGAGAAACGCCUUCUCGACCUUGAGCACUCCAUCAAAGCCGAAGCCGAGAUGACGAGGGCUAUUGAGGCUGUCCGCCAGGAGCGAGACGAGCUCUCGAGGCGCCUGACCAUUGUCUGCCGGGAGAGGGAUGAGCAUGCUGAUCGGUACGAAGCCCUAAAGCACCAUGCGGACGGGCUGCAGGCUAACUACGAGGAUGCAGAGAAGAGGAUUCUGGAGAUGACCGCUGAACGAGCGUCAGUCCACAGGGCUUUGACGGACUUGGCCUUUCGAACUUCGGAUAUAUAG